UGUUGUUAGGCUUACCAAAUGGAGUCUAAUGGAGUCCAUUGAAUUGAAAAUCCUUUGAGAAAAUAAUCGUAAGCAUGAGAAAAUCGAAAGCCGCGUUAAAGAACUGUACGAUAAUCCGUGGAAAUUAUUUAUGAACCGCGUGAUAACAAGUGCGUGACAGUGAAAAAGGAUUCAUUAUAAAUGUUUACAAUUCAGAGAUGGGAGCCACCUCUGCUGUUUGACAAUCUAUUUUUUAGAGUUAUUUACCUGGAUCGUUUGGAUUUGCGUUUCGAGUUCACGAAUGUCCUUAUAUCCGUACGACCAGUGCCUCGGUGGCCACGAUAAAAAUGCCGGAACGCCCAGAAAGAAAUCCAUUCAAGAAUAGCCACAGGCUAUCCAGGAAACCCUUAUUUUUUAAUCCUACGAUUUUUGCGUUUAUCGAGAUAUUGUUUACGGUCAGGUCGUGUUAAUGAAUCGAACUAAGCAGCUUGAACGACACUGAUUGUUGUGAAAUAUUGAAACUGACUGUAUAUAAGUGAAUUUGGUGAAUGAUCGGGAAAAAAUUAUGUAGGUGCGCAGUAAGAGCCCUACCUGCACAACCAGAGUGCAAUGUCCCAGAGAUUAAAAAGGCCUAAUCGAUCUGAAGAUGGUGCGGUUCCUGUUAAAAGGCGUAAGCGCACGGCGGCCGAGGAAGAGGAGGCGGCCUCCCAGGUGGCGAAGGUUGCUGCUCAGGGAUCAUGGCAACCGCGGUCCAAUGACUUGAAAACCAUCUACAACCGGACCACGACGGAAGCGCCCGCAGAGCUGUUUCGUAAAGAUCUGAUAAGUGCCAUGAAAUUACCGGACUCUGAGCCUCUCGCCUCAGACGAAUAUUGGGUGAUCGUCGACCAGUGGAAACAGGAGUGGGAAAGGGGUGUGCAGGUUCCAGUGAAUCCGGACUCGUUACCUGAGCCAAGCGUCAGCGUUACAAGAUGCAAGUCGCUCAAAAUGCAGAAAGACUUCAGAUUGCCGAAAAACAAAUACAUCCGCAUAACAAACGACGAGAAAUUUGACGGGGAAUUGCACAGCAUCUCGAACGCGCCCGCGAAAGCGGAAGCGGCCUGCUCAUACGAUCUGGACGAGUGCGACAUGUCGUGGUUGAAGACGUUGAACGCGGAGCGCGCCUCCUGCGGCCUCGGCCCCGUCUACGAGGACCAGCUCGAGCGGGUCGUCGAGCGGCUCGAGCUUUGCUGCUGGGACAAGAUCCAGUCGAUUUUGAAGAACGAAGAGGGCCUCGGCAUCGAGUACGACGAGAAUGUCAUUUGCGACGUGUGCAGGUCGCCAGACUCCGAAGACGGCAACGAGAUGGUCUUUUGCGACAGCUGCAACAUUUGCGUGCACCAGGCGUGCUACGGCAUCACCCGAAUACCCGAAGGCCAAUGGUUGUGUUGCACGUGUAACAUCGGCAAGCGGCCGGACUGCGUGCUGUGCCCGAACAAGGGCGGGGCAAUGAAAUCGACCCGCUCGGGCCAGAAGUGGGCGCACGUCUCUUGCGCCCUCUGGAUACCCGAAGUCAGUAUCGGCUGCGUCGAGAAAAUGGAACCGAUCACGAAAAUAUCGAGCAUACCGUCGAGUCGUUGGGCCCUCAUCUGCGUGCUGUGCCGCGAACGUGUCGGCGCCUGCAUCCAGUGCUCGGUGAAGACGUGCAAGACCGCGUAUCACGUGACGUGCGCGUUCAAGCACGGCUUGGAGAUGCGCGCCAUCAUCGAAGACGAGAACGCGGACGACGGCGUGAAAUUGCGAUCGUACUGCGAGAAGCACAGCAAGUCGAGCAAGAAGAGCGAGAAGAGCGUGUGCUCGGGAUCCGAAGACGACGACGUCAAACGAAAGAAACGGAAAGACAUGACCAACGAGGAGAAGAACCAGGCGAGGGCGGCCCGUCUACAAGAGAUCGAAUCGGAAUUUUUCAAACACGUCGCGGUGAAAGACGUCGCCGUCCACGUGGAUGUCGACGGCGACGCCCUCCAAUACAUCUACAACUAUUGGAAGCUGAAACGGAAAGCGGGACACAACAAGCCGCUACUGUUGCCGAAAUCGGACGACGUCGACGUGUUGUCGCACAAACGCGAACAAGCGGACCUCGAAAAGAUGAAAAUGUUCGUGCAGCUCAGGCAGGAUUUGGAACGCGUGCGCAAUCUCUGCUACAUGGUCAGCAGGCGGGAAAAGUUGAGCCGGAGCUUUUUCCGUAUGAGAGAGCAGACGUUCCACAAACAGGCGGCGGUGCUCGGCUCGUCGAACACGCUUCCCACCACGGUCGUGCAGGCGGUUAUCGAGGCGAACCACGGCCCGUCGAUCUACGAUCGACUUUACUCGCACAACGAGGCCGAAGACCACACCUCCGAUUUCGAUCGUAUACUGGCGAGAAUCGCGGGCGUCAAGUCGCCGUCUUCGUCGGGCGACGACUUCAGGUCCGACGUCAACGGCCUGUUCAAGGACGUGAAGAACAACCCGUACAAAAAAGUCUACUUCAACGGUUCGUCGAAGCGUCGAAGCGGCAGCUUGUACGGCAGCAGCCUGUCUAGUGCCGGAAGUAGCGACGAAAAACCGAAAGACGACAAAGAGAACCGCCUGCAGAGCAGUUCCGAGGAGGAAAAACUAAGGACGAAACGUAAACCGCCGGUGGCGGCGGCGGCGGCGGCGGCGGCGACGAAUACGGCGUCGUCUCGAAAAGUCGCCGGCCGACAGAAAAAGCAACAAAUCGUUCGGGCCACUGCGGCGGAGAGUAGCAGCGAGGAGGACCUCGGACCGCAGAAAAAGGAGUGGCGCUCGCGGCUCGGCCAAAUGGCUAGCGAACUCGGCGACACGGGCGAGAGCGAAAGCGACGACCUGGUGCCGGUCAAGACCCGCAAAUCGGACGACCACCAUCAGCGAAAAGAGCCGAUGGCUUCGAUUUAUUCGGACAGCGACAGUUCCGACGAUAAGUCCUCGAAUCAGAUCAGAACUAAGGCGGCGGUGAAGGAGUUCUCGCACAAGCCGGGCACGUCGAAAAGUCCGAACAAGAGCAGUCCGGAGAACAAGCGGAAGACGAAGGGCGAUGACAAAAAGGACUACGGUCCGUCGGAGCUGAUAGUGCCGCAGAGGCAAGCCGCGAAAAAAGCUACGGAGAACCUGAAACUGACGACGAGGCCGAAGGAGCAGCCGCAGGCGACGCAGGACGAGAACGUCGUCGGCAAGGCGGAAGAGAAGGAGAAAAAGGACCAUCUCAAGGCCAAACCCAAAACGAAACCGAAAGAGAAAGAGGCGGCGGCGGAGCGCAAGAAGGAGGGCGAAGUUUCCAAGGACGUCGAAGCGCAGGAGAUGCUCGCGUUCGUGCCUCAACGACAGGCGGCGAAAAAGGCCGCGGAACACAUCAAGAGCGGCCUCGUGAAACCUACGCCCGCCGCGGCGCAAACAGAAGCCGCCGUCGCCGCCACCGCGCAAGUCGUCGCGGAAACCGCGAAAAAAGAAUCGCCCGCAGUGGAACCUACGUCGGCGGCGGCGGCCAAAGCCAAACAAGCCGCGAAAGUCCCGGAGACGAAGCGGAAAUCGUCCGCUGCCGCGGCGCCUUCGUCGACCAGUUCGUCUUCCACGUCCACCAGCUCGUCGGACUCGACGAGUUCUAGUUCGGAGAGCGAGGACGAGGCAGAGAAACCGCGAUCGGAGAUCGUCGCGUCGAAAGAGGGCGGCGCUAAGCGGAGCAACGCGAAGGACUGGCCCUUUCUUGACAAGGGAUCCAAGUCGGUCGCGUCGUCCGCAACGUCGUCCGACUCGAGCGAUUCGCCGCCGACAAAAAGUUCACCUCAACGGUCGUCGCGAGGUCGCAAGCCCGUCGGCCCAGAUAAGAAACUGUCUGCGUCGCCUGUUAAAAGGGAGGAGCCCGGAGCGGCGGCGCGACGUGGGAGGGGCAGGGCGCCACGAGGACGGCCCCCGAAAUCCGGUGAUCGGGUCCGAGAGGUUAAUGUGCGGCCUGGAGAUUCGGCUAACAAGCAGACCAAACGGUAUGACGACGACGACGACGCCGACGACAAAAAGGGCGGCGAUCGUCAGCAGCGUCCCGGCAAGUUACUGUCUCCGAUCGGCAAAACGGACAAGAAACUGAAGGAAAAUCUGCCGGCGCAGAAGGAAACCGACCUGGAGCGGGAGAUGCGAGAGAGGAAGGCGGGCAGGGAAGUUCCGCUGAGGAACAGGUCGAUGACGCUGGACCGACUGUUCGCUUCCGGGGAGAAGAGGGCGGCGGCGGCGGCGGGCAACGAGCGGAAAAAGGCGGCCGCGGCGGAAUCGCCGAGGAAAAGAGAUCCGUCGGCCGAGGAGGCGGUUAAAAAGGCGGAAACGCCCGAACCGCCGGCGGCAUCACCGGAGAGGGCGGAUGAGAAGCGAGCCGUCGACAAGCUCCCCGCCCCCUUCGCUAAGCGUAUCGACGACAUUUUCGCGGACAAAAUAGCGACGGAAGAGAAGGAAAACGACGUGGCGGCAACGCCGGCGACGCAAAACUGCAAAUCGAAAAUAAGCGACGAGAUAUCGGCGGCCGAUAAAAUCGUCGACGACCACGUCCAGUCGCAAAAACAGAAAGAGAACAAACUGUACCGUAGGACGAGCGACGACGCCGAGAUGACCAAGUCGAUACUGGGCGUGGUUUCGGAGAUGGAGACGCGGAACGCCGCGCGUCACAUCGAGGCGUCGAUAUUUUCGCCACGCAAAGAACCGGACCUGCUCGAUUUCGUCAAUUUCGACGAUAACUUCGGCAUGUCCAAGGACGAGGAAGUCAAAGAACCUUUGGCGUUUUCGUUUAAUAAUUCCGUCAUCAAGGAGGACACGCGGGAGGACAGCGCGCGCGAAACCCUCAACCUGGUGGAGAAACUACGGAUGGGACUGUCGAAGAAGUCGGUCGAGACCGACGACGCGACCACCAGUAACGAAGUCGACAGCGACAAGGGUGGAGAUUAUCUCGAACAGGUCGUACCGGAACCCAUACCGCCUGUGACGAAUGACGAGGACACGCCUAUUGGCGAGUCGCCUCCGAAACCGUUCGCGGCCGUGUAUUCCGGCGUCACCUCAGUCGACGCUACGAAAACCGUACCGCUCCAGGCGCAGGGCGUGGCUCAUUCCGCCCCAGUCGAAGGCGACGAACGUUGGGUGCCGCCCAGCGACAAUUUCGGGCCGCCGUUUGAUCACGGCAAUUAUCUCAACGACGCCACUUACGUAUCGCAGCAGUACCAUAAUACUCGCCUCGAACCGGAAUCCGCGAAUCCGGUCGUUCCGCCCCACGUCGCGCCGCUCAAAGAACAACCUCCCCUCACCCCGCAGCACGAUCACCGAAUCUCACAGACGCCCCUGAUCGAUCCCGGCUCGCUGGAUUGCCCGUCGCCGUAUCCGAACAUCCAUCCCCAGGCGAAGUGGGCGGACUGUGAGGUGAUGCCAAAUAGAAGAUCCUCCUCCAGUUCGAGCUCAAGUUCAAGCUCCAGCUCGCGGAGGGAGGACGACGAUCUCAGACUGCAAGAUGCCCGGUUGAUAAACCAUUCGACGUUGGACAUGUCGGCCGCCGCCGCCGCGACGUUCAUGGCCGCGGCGCCGCCGUUUCCACAAAAUCACUUGGAUAAUUUCGGGGCGUUUCCGGAUGCCGCGUCGCAAUUCGUGCCGGUCAGCUUGUUCCCUCCACCGAACAUGAACGCUCAGCUUCCGUUUCCUACCGGGUCGGCGGGAAUGUUCCCACCGGCAUUCGGCGCACCUUUUCCCGUCCCCCAUUCGAUCCCGCCCCUUUCGAAACCGCUCGACGACGCGAUGUCGUACUCGUCGACGUGCACCGCCGCGUUCACGUCGUCUCAGCACAAUAUGGCGCUGACGGCGGCGAUGGUCAAUAUGCCGACGUCCGACGACACCCCCAAGACGGAGGAUCAGUUAGUGGCCGUGCCGCCGCCAUCGGUCGAGACGUCUAACCAAGAGCCGACCGAGGAGGCGGUCCCGUCACCCGCUUUAAGCGGAGCCACGCCCACCGUGGCGCAGUCGCCGAAUACGUCGCUAAAAUCGAAUCACACUUCAACAGGUAAAAAGUCGCCGACGAAACCGACGAGGACGUCGGCGCGCGUCACCUCCCAACUGCUAAACAAAUCGCCGGCCAAAAGUCCCGGCAAGAGUCCGCGUCAAGAGUCCUCGCAGAAGCAGAGCGGUCCGGGACGGGGUAGGGGCGAUGGGAAACGGUCCGCGAGCCGGUCCGCUUCUGCGAAAGCGCAAGCGAACGCGAGAGGUCGCGGAAGAGGUAGGGGGCGGGCCCGGACCGGCGCCCAUCACAACGACUACGACGUCGCCGGCACCAACACGAUCCACAACAAGCUCGUCGGCACCGUGUACGACUUGGAUUUCGACGACGACAUUUCCAACGACAACAUGGCCGAUCUGAAGUCGAUGCGAGAGCGCAGGAAAUCGGUGGACGUGCACGAGGCGCGCAAGUACGACGCUUUCGCGUCGUCCGCGUCGCCGCGUUCGCCCAAAUUCGCCAGUCCGUCGCAACACAAGGGCGGCAGGUUCGCGGCCGACCUGCGCGACCUCAGGCCGCCCAGUCCUCUCGAAGACGCCCGAUCGAAAACCGACGACGCCUCGAGUGUCGAAAACGAACCUCCGCGGGCGUUCCCCGAACCGUUGUUGCCGGGUCCCGUAGACAUGCGCACUUACAACAGCGCCACCACGUUCGACCAGCAGAACUACAACGAGCAGCACCUGCUUAGCGCGUUCGCUUCCGGGACCGCGGAGAAACGAGUCCACGAAGACAUCGACGAGGAUUUCGAGAAAGAGUUGCACACCGCGCUGACGGCGAAAAAGGACGAAGAACCGCCGCACACGGAGUCCGCGAGCAACAUCAAAGUGUCGCUUUCGGACUCGCGCAAUCAGCUGAAGGUGAAGAUCAAGGGACCGAUCGCGAAUUACACGUCGACGGUGGCGCCUCUGCCGCCGCCGGCCAUCAUGGACCCCGCCUCCGUGUCGGCGUUGAACUCGAACGCGUCGUGCGCGAAUUCGGUGGGCGGGACGUCGACGAGCGCCGCCUCGUCCGGCGGCGGAGGAACUUCGAGCCUGCGCAGGAUGAGAAAAAAGGAGUUGCUGCGACAGUACUGGACGCAGGACAUGAACAUGGACGAUCCGACUUGCGCGGUGGGGCUCAACGUCGUCCCGCAGGCUCCGCCCGUCAACCGUACCAUCAUCACCAUCCCGAAGGCGGUCGCGUCCAUGACCAGUAUCCCGACCAAGGAAGACUACAGGGAUUACCAGACGGGCGGCGACGAGUUCGCGGAAGCGACCAAGCACCACAAAAAGUCGAAGGUCGGGGGCGGGCUGUCCCGCGAGCUCAGGCAGCUCGACCUGUCCUUGGACGAAGACACGGGCGGCGGCAGACGACGAAGUCUGAGCUCGGUGGGCAGCAGCACCUCCAACAGUUUCGACUCGUCGGUGAACAAGAGACGCGGUCGGCCGCCGAGGCCUCUCGCGCCCAAGUUGAAGAUCAAGAUCGGCAACAACAUCGUCGAGAAAUCGGAGGAACGGACCCUGAGGCCGCCGAAGAAGCGGCUCGCCUCCGCCCCCGUUCCCAAACCGUCGGUCGACGAUCUUCGGCGGGAGAGCAUGAAGUUCCGCAAGCUCGUCAUGGCAGAUCUCAAGGUGAAGAAGAAGAAGCGCGACAAAAACGACAAACACAAGAAGAGGAAAAAGUCGGAGGCGAACGUCCAAAUCAUAUCGGACGACACGUCGCCGUCGACGAAACUGAUCAUCCGGUUCGGUAAACCGAAACAGCCUCCCGGUGCUAGUGGUGAAGUGCGGACCGUCAACGACGCGGACAACGCGCGGACGAGACAAAGUGCCGACGCGAACGAACCCCCCCAUCCCAAUCAUCCUAAACUGACCCCGAUCAAAUUAAAACUGGCCCGGUGCCAGGAAGGUUCCGGUUACGUGAUGAAGCCGUCAUCCGCGACCGCCACCGGAUCGACCGAGACGAAGGAGGACCGAGCGACCCAGCCGGGCCAACCUCCGCCCCUCCUCGCAGAACCGGACCCGUUGGAAGGCCUGCCCGACGCGUUGCAGCAGGCUCCCCCUCCCCUGCCGUUGAACAAAGACUGCGAGGUUAGGUGAUAACUGUGUAACUCUCUUGUAAUAUAUAUGUAGGUUACCGAUGGAGGGUGUGUCAGGUCGUGCACUAGUUGACACAUACACACACAUCACGUCCGUCCGCGGGGUUCGGCACUUUUUGAACUGGAAGCGAGCCAGACAGGCGGGGGAUAACGGCCGGUUUCAGUUUUGAGGUUAGGUGCGACAGUCUUCGAUGACGUGGUAAGCACGUUGCAUCGCUCCAUCCUACGGAAUUUCUUAGAACGAUUUACGGCCGACAGUAAAAUCAAACGAUAAAAAACAUAUUUUUUACAAGAAGAAGAUAUCCGACAGUUACUCAAAUCGAUUUGAAUCGCAAUUUUUUUUCUAUCUAUUUUUUAUCUAUCUUUAUCUAUUUCAGUCACAAUUGAAUUUAAUGGGCGCUGAAUGAAAGCAAACACAAUCCCGAAAAUACAUUUUGUUUGAAAUUUUAAUUUGACUUUGAUGCAAAUUUGUUUGAAUAUGUUUGGUUAGAACGUUCUUAUCAAAUUUAAUAAAUGGUCAUCGGCCCGUCAACUCCAUAGCUGUAGAGCUUUAUCUAGGCUCGUCUCUCUGAUUAGACUCCACCAUAUAGCUACUAACUGUCUAUGGUUAUAAUGCAGGAAUUUAUGAAGACCGGUUUCAGUCUAGAUGCAGUAUUUUUAUGGCAGUGUUUUCUCAAAAUAUGCCCAGAUGUUAAAUGCCCUGGGAAAACGAGUUAAGUGUGUGUAGAUCGUUGUUUAAAUGAGAAUGACUCAAAGUGCGGGUUAGUUGCAAAAUUUGGCAUUGUAUGUGGGUGGCUACUUCCUGCUCCUCCGAAAUAACUUCAGCAAGUUCAUUUCUCGAGUUAUGGUUAUGUACGGAAUUAAAAACUCACUUUUAAUAAAAUUUGAUUAUGCGCUUUAGGUAUGUACUUAUAACUGUAUAGUAAAGAAUCUGAGGAAGGGAUACACUGUUGUGAUGUGUGCAUGAAAAAAGCAAAAUUGAUUUGAUGGGUUGACAUUUUUACGUCAUACUAAAUAUAAUUUACUUUGAUUAGUUUAAAUUUUAGCAGUAACAAUAGGCAAUGGCUUCGAAGUUUGACUGUGGAUUCUCCGAAAUUUUUUAUUUUGGUACUCAAUGAAAUUCUGCGGUGAACAAACCGUAGGGUAGUUUUGUGCGCUAACGAGAUAAGAAAUGCAUUGUGGAUAAUUCUACUCAAGUUGUAAAACGUGAGAAAAAGUUAAAAAGUUCAAUAUUUCAUUUAUUGACAUCACAUCAUAACAAAUAAAUAUGGAAUCACGUGACAACUUCGGUAAAUUUAAUUAUUAAUAGUAAAAUCUUUUCGGGGUGAUUAUUCACUUUUGACGCAAACAUAAAUUACAAGCACAUCGGUGACGUUGCAGCAAGUCUCGUGACGUCAUGCCUAUAAAUUAAAACAAUGCACGUAUAUAUAUUUGCCCCAUUGUUAAAUUAAUUAAUCAAUUGUCAAAUUAUUAAUUCUGAAACACUAGAAGUUGUGGUUAGAUCAAAAUCAAGGGAAAAAAAGUAGCGCGUAACCUCAAAACUAGCGUUAACCUUAACCUCAAAACUGUCUGCGAAAAAAUGAGAUUAUGUAAAUAUAUAUUUAAAAAAGUAAUAAUUAAGGACGCUAUACAAGGUAGUGGGGUGUCCGAAGCCCCGCGGACUAAGAGUUAUUGCGUAACGAACAGUAUGCGUUAAGGGCGCGAUCCGUUGUACAAAGUCAAUUCGGCGAAGACCCGCGCAAUCAUAUUUUUGUACAUAGCGUAUAAGUUUACGGUAAUUGUGAAUAUAUGCAAACAUAAAUUAAUAUUAGGGCUAAUUUAUAUAUUUCAUUUAAAAUGAUUAUCUCGUGUUGACAAUUUUUGAUAUAGAUAGAAAUCGUUGAAAUAAAUUUACGUCGGAUAUUGUACAGGACAAAUGGCUCGCGGUGCAAUUUUUUUUCUCUGUCGACGAUUACGUUCGUUUUGCUUCCGGUGUGCGCGCGUAUGUGUAUGAAAGAGAGAGGGGGAGUGCGCCGUAUUUUAUCAUUGGGGAGAAUUAUUUUUUGAUCUGUGAUCUUGUCGACUUUACUCCGCAAUCGUCCAAAAUUCAGUUAUAAUAGAUGCUGUCCCACCGGGAAUUAGUAAAAAAAAUUGAUAAUUUGGAAUGAAACUAUUUUUAAGGUAGCGACACAUCCGUAUAUACUGGAAGUGGGCGUGCACUUUUUAUUUUAAAUCGAACACGCUGUAGAUUGUUGUUUGUUUUUGGAUAUUUCACCUUAACUUUAUGUUAACAAUGAUGUUUGAAGAUCCAACAGUAUGUCUAAAUUUGUGCCGUACAUUAAAAUUUUACUCUAUUACCUUGCAAAUAUUUGAAAAAAAGUCCGAUCGAUUUUAGCAUUCUAAGAAAAUAUUUUUUGUGAUGUUUUAUUUUAUUUUAGCGGGUUUUUUCGUUGAAUGUCCUUUUUUAAAUGUUUAACGCGUUUUUAGUGAUUCGAAAAAAUUGUUCAUUACUCUUUUUUUUUAUUUUAAUUAUCUUAGCGACGUUUUAAAAAUAUUUAUUUAAUGGCAAAUGUCUUCUCGAUUUUUCUGAAACACUUUAUUGAAGUAUUGUUUUUUUUUUUUUUAUUCUAUUACGUAUUUUUGUGGGCGUGUCCGUGGUGAGCUUGUCUGUGUGUGUGUGUGUGCGUAAUAGAACGUGCACCCGUAGGUUGUAACAUUUUACAUUGAUUUAAACGCGUCUGAAGUAUUAGAUAGCACGAGCCAUUUGUUGAAUUCAUGUUAACAAUACUUAUAUAAUUAUAAAUAAGAAAACGAAUCGAUAAGUCGUACAGACGCCCUCCCUCCUUCCGGGUACGGAGCGUUUCCGGAUAUUGAGCGAGUAAAACCUUAUCAACCUUUAUAAUUUUUUUAUCACAAUUGUUUAUAAUAAAUGUUAUCGUGCAUUAUUUAUUUUCCAGACGAAGGUUUUAUCGAUCCAAUUCAAUGUUUGGGCCCACCCCGUACCGUUUAAUAUUUUUUAAGUCCUAACAUUUUCUAUUUACUGAGUGGUACUAGAUGUUUUUUCAAGCCGACCACGGCCUUUUAUUCGGUAUUUGCUACCCCCCCCCCCCCCCCGUGUUGUUUCAAUUUCGUACAACAGUUGUCCCCAAACACCCGACCACCAUUAUUCUGUACGCAAAUUGUUAUCUUCAAUUCAUUCUAAAAAAACUCUUUACUUUAUAUCGACAAAAGCUUUACAUUUUAACAUUAACUUAAUUUUACGCGUUUUUAAGGUUAUACUUUGUAAAUAGAAAUUGUGAUUCGAUUUUUUUUAAAGUUUUUUUUAUUCGUCACUGUACAAUGCGAAAGAGCACAAUUUAUUAUUGUAUAAUGUUAUUUAAUUUGUAUAUUUUGUUUAUAAACCGGACUGUAAGAUUCAUGUGUAUUGUUUCAAAAUGAACACAUAGUUGAUUCAUAAAUUAU
Messenger RNA from Cylas formicarius (sweet potato weevil), 11546 nucleotides. It is a transcript of the gene rno, whose product is annotated as PHD finger protein rhinoceros. The coding region runs from base 589 to 8106 and encodes 2505 amino acids. Gene Ontology annotation, biological process: regulation of transcription by RNA polymerase II. Lineage: Eukaryota; Metazoa; Arthropoda; Insecta; Coleoptera; Brentidae. The transcript has 12 exons. The record is from RefSeq and is a predicted model, not a curated record.